AUGUCGUUAGAUGAAGACUUCUAUUUUCCUUUCCCAAGAACCAGUUUCCGAGCCGCCGAAACGACUUUAAUUGUUCAACAAGUGUGGUUUCUGGGCUCGAAAUACCUCAAGCGCGCAAUCAAACGACAGCACGAGCCCAAUGACAGGACCACAUUCUUGACAUCUUCCUGCCAGGCACUCAGAAAGUAUCCCUACUUGCCCUGGGGAAAACGCAGAGCCUUGGCCAAGAACAGACGGCUGAGGAACUAUGCCCACCGUAUGGCAGGUGAACUCGCUGUUCGUGAUUUGGCUAUGCUUUCCCUUCUCGCCUGGCAUUUUAGCUCGAAAAUGGUGCCUCUACCCCGGAGCCUUAUUCAAUUCUUCGCCGACCCUGACGAGCAAUUUGACACAGUGUGCCAAUCUAUCCACCUCAGCUACACGAAAAUGUGUGAACCGGACACGUUGGCAAGCUUUAAGGAAAGAUUGAGGGGACUAUUGGGGCAAUUAGAAUGGCACGUGAUCCUAGGCGACGGGAUCUUGUAUACCUAG
This is a messenger RNA of Penicillium samsonianum, 528 nucleotides long. RefSeq lists its product as uncharacterized. The transcript is spliced from 2 exons. The record is from RefSeq and is a predicted model, not a curated record. Bases 1 to 528 code for a protein of 175 amino acids. Lineage: Eukaryota; Fungi; Ascomycota; Eurotiomycetes; Eurotiales; Aspergillaceae.